Molecule: messenger RNA, 351 nt
Organism: Soboliphyme baturini
Lineage: Eukaryota; Metazoa; Nematoda; Enoplea; Dioctophymatida; Soboliphymatidae
Source: the annotation of a GenBank genome assembly
AUGAGACGUGUUUAUCGAACGUACGUUCGCGAUUUAAUAUCGCCCGCGACCAGGCAAAUGAGGUCGAUUUACUACAAAUUGCCUCAAAUUGAAAUACAAAGAAGUAGCUGUGUGCCACCUGAGCCGUUGCCGGUGAAUGGGCCGUCGCGUGCGACGGAUUACGGCCGAGUCGGUCGCCAGCGACUGACAUGGCCACCCCCCCCCGGCUUUCUGUGUCCCAGUGGCGCGACCGUCAAAAGCGGGGGCAGAGCAGCGAUUAAUUGCAUUUGCGGUGUUGCGCAACACGGGCGCUUUCACAAGGGCUCCCUGGAGACCACGGAGGCGCUUCCCUGCUUGAAUGCCGAUCAGUGA